CCAUGUCCGUCGACUUGAAGCAACAAUUGGAGCUUGCUGAUUACUUGGGAGCACUCGCUGUUUGGUGCAUCUUCUUCGGAGUCCUCUUCAUUCUCAGCGUCAUCUUCAACUUCGUCUGCAUUAAAAAGGACGAUGACGUCACUGCUCUUGAGAGAUGGGGCUACAAGAAGAACAUCGACAUGAAGCUUGGUCCCCAUCGCCGCUCAAUGGUCGCCCGCCAAAUUCCACAAACUGUUGUCGCUGAUCACUAAUCUGUUACAUUCCUUAUCUGUUUUAUCUUGUAUCUUGUAUCACCUUCUCACGGUUUUUAAAGUCUAAUAUCUAAUGUUUAAAUAAAAUUUAAUGCGUAGAA
Molecule: messenger RNA, 352 nt
Organism: Caenorhabditis elegans
Lineage: Eukaryota; Metazoa; Nematoda; Chromadorea; Rhabditida; Rhabditidae
Gene: nlp-36
Product: Neuropeptide-like peptide 36
Exons: 3
Coding region: 3-251 (82 amino acids)
Source: RefSeq, marked reviewed